Zea mays is the source of this 6116-nucleotide messenger RNA. Its product is annotated as formin-like protein 5. The coding region runs from base 476 to 5458 and encodes 1660 amino acids. The transcript has 18 exons. NCBI's taxonomy places the organism in Eukaryota, Viridiplantae, Streptophyta, Magnoliopsida, Poales, Poaceae. The record is from RefSeq and is a predicted model, not a curated record.
AGAAACCCAAGUCUGAGCGGUAAAAACCCGGGAAACUACAUAGAAAAGCAGCAGCCGCAGGACAGGAGAAGGGGUGAAAAGAAAGAAAAAGAGAGGGGGAAGAGUUAAAGCUAAGCGAGGAGAAAGGCUGCAGUAAGCAGAGGAAGAGGCGUCCCAAUCCCACGGUGCCUCGACCUCGACCUCGACCGCCUCCCGGGCUCCCACGCCCACCCAUCCCCACCACCGGCUCCUUGCUGCUGCGCUCCACCCUCCGCCGCGGAGCCCUAGGCGGAGCUGCGGAUCCCGAGAUCCCCGGCGUCGCCGCCCCGGAGCUCGCCGCCGGCGGCGGGCGCGGCCCCCCUCAUGCCUUUGGCGCCCCGAUCGGAGCCGACGACCGGUGGCCGCCUGAGGAGGCACAGCAGCUCGGCGGGCGCCGGCCGAGAGGCGGCGGCAGCGGGGGCGGAGGAGGAGCAGGAGGAGGGGGAGGGCGAGGAGGAUGGCGCUCUUCCGCAAGUUCUUCCUCAAGAAGACCCCGGAUCGGCUGCUCGAGAUCUCCGACCGCGUCUACGUGUUCGACUGCUGCUUCUCGACUGAUUCCAUGGGUGAGGAUGAGUACCGGGAUUACUUGAGCGGCAUUGUUGCGCAGUUGCAGGAAUUUUUUCCGGACGCAUCAUUUAUGGUAUCCAAUUUUUGGUCUGGGGACAAAAGAAGCCGAAUUUCAGACAUAUUAUCUGAGUAUGACAUGACAGUAAUGGACUACCCACAACAGUAUGAAGGGUGUCCAUUGCUUCAGCUUGAGAUGAUCCACCAUUUCUUGAAAUCAUGUGAAAAUUGGCUAUCGGUGGAAGGUCAGCAUAAUAUGCUUUUGAUGCAUUGUGAGAGAGGGGGUUGGCCAGUUCUUGCAUUCAUGUUGGCUGGACUGCUUUUGUAUCGCAAAACAUACACUGGUGAGCAGAAGACACUAGAAAUGGUCUAUAAGCAGGCUCGAAGGGACUUUAUACAACAGUUUUUUCCCUUGAAUCCUCAGCCUUCACAUUUGAGAUAUUUGCACUAUAUAACAAGACAAGGAGGUGGUUCAGAAUGGCCUCCUAUUAGCAGACCCCUCAUCUUGGAUUCAGUAGUUCUCCAUGUUGUUCCACGGUUUGACGUAGAUGGUGGUUGUAGGCCAUAUUUGCGUGUGCAUGGGCAAGACUCAAGCCCCGGUAACAAGAGUGCAAAAGUCCUUUAUGAGAUGCCAAAAACAAGCAAGCAUCUUCCACAUUAUGGACAGGCAGAAGUCCCUAUAAAACUAAGUGUGUUUUGCCGUGUUUAUGGAGAUGUGGUCCUUGAAUUCAUCCAUAUUGGCGAUAAUAUAGAGCAUAAGGAAACAAUGUUCCGCAUCAUGUUCAACACUGCAUUCGUUCAAUCAAACAUCCUUGCGCUGAAUCGUGAUGAUAUUGAUGUUGCUUGGAAUGUGAAUAAUCAGUUCCCAAGGGACUUCCGGGCUGAGGUACAUUUUUCGGACCCUGAUUCAUUCAAACCUGCUGCUACCGUCGAGGAGAUAGCUGAUGAUGGAGAUGAGACUGAUGUUGCUUCGGUAGACACAGGAGAGGAGUUUUAUGAAGCAGAGGAGGAUUGGCAUGAUGCUAGAAAAGACCAAGAAACUCGAUCAACUGAUGGUGGAAUAUCAUUAGAUGACGUUGCAGAUGGUGGGGUGGCAACUGAAGAAAGGAGCAGCCUAGAAAAGCACCAAUUCAAUGAGGGUGUGAAGAUUGGUGUCUCCCAGAAUUUAGGUAGCAUGAAUGAGAAAGGGGCAAGUGCACCUACCCCAACUUUUGACAACCAGGAAGGUUUGCAGCAGCCUCGUGAAGUUCUUGCAAAUGGUAAACUAAGCAGCACUAAUGGCCAAGAGAACAGUGAUGUGCAUGAUAUACAGGUGGUUGCUACAUCUGUUGAUUCAGAGGGACACAAGUUUGGAUCUACCUGUCAGGAGGACAUGAAAGGUGUAAUUGCACAAACUUUAGUCACCACAGUUGAUCCAAGUUGCAGUGAUGAAAUUGAAUGCCAGGCUAAUGAACAAACAAAAAUAUCGGAAUACCCUGAUUUGGACUACACUGCUUUUGGUUCUCCUAGAAGUUUGUCACGUACAAAUGGUGAUACCCACUUGAGAACUACAAAAAAUGAAGGGUUGCAGAACGGUGAUAUCAAGAUUAUCACUGAGAACACAAUAAGUAUGGACAACGAUCUAGUGAUCUAUGAAGAGAAAACUAUAGUUGUCAAUGGUAACACUGUACAGGAAGUAAAGAAUAUUGUCAAUGAAAAGAGCAUUGCAGCCAAGAUAGACAAACCAAUUAUUGAGAGUAGGAACUCACUGAACAACAACAAUGGCAAGAUUCAAAUCGCUAAACCUUCUGAUACAUCUAAUGGCAAAUUGGAUGGGUGUAGAUUAGAAUCUUGCCUUGAGGAAGCCCUACCUACAAAGAAAACCACUGUCCAUGACAGGAUUGUUGUCUUACCAGCCACUGAUGUAGGAACUGAGAUAAAAACCAAGCAAGAGGGGCUUGGUGACAAGCAGGAUUUUGGUAUAGUUCUUCCUCAAAGUCGAACAGUAGCCAGGGCUAGGAGUCCAAGGCUUGAAAGUGAUGACCGAGGGCAAAUCCCUGAUAAAGCUGUGUCAUCAGUAUUGAAGAAGAUGGCAGUAGGCAAUGCAAAGAUGGAAGAGCAACCAAAGCUUGCCAAACCAAAAACAAUACGUAGAUGGAUCUCACCAAAGAAGGAAUCUGAUGCUACCUCUGUGCAUAGGCCAUCUCACCCUCCAUCUAGAUACGACAGUUCACCAGCUGCACUGGCUAUUCGAUCCAUGCCUACAGAUGUUAAGAUCAGUGCAGUAAAUGAUGCACCUUUAUUAUCAUUGAAACAACCAUAUGGCUGCAACUUUACACGAGAAGUAACAUCUGCACUGUCUGCUUCAUCGCCUCCACAACAAUCCUUGUUACCAGGUGCACAAAUUGCAUCAAGAAACCAGGUUUCACUACCUUCUUUGCCUCCACCUCCAACUAACUAUUCUUCAAGUUCUACGCCUAUGCACAGGGGUCUAGCUUCAACAUGUUUGCCAAACUUACCUCAAGGUGCAUCUCCACCUAGGUCGUCGGGAGCACAAAAACAGGCAUUUGCCCCUCCCCCUCCUCCCCCACCCCCACCUCCACCCCCGAGGUCGGGUGUUGGUGGAAAUACUCCACCUCCACCACCUCCUCCUCCUCCUCCUCCUCCUCCUCCUCCUCCAAGGAUAACAGGUGGUGGCAUUACCACACCUCCACCUCCACCUCCACCUCCACCUCCAAGGUUAAAUAACAAUGCAAUCGCUCCACCGCCACCACCUCCACCCCCAUCCACCAUAACACGAUCAAGUGCUCCUCCUCCUCCUCCACCACCACCACCACCAUCAAUGUCACGUUCUGCUCAUCCGCCACACCCCCCGCCACCACCAUCAUUGUAUUCUAAUGUCCCAUUGCCUCCUCUUUCAUGCACACUUUCUAGUCCACCUCCGCCCCCGCCGCCGCCACCACCUCCUCCUAUGGCACGUUCAGCAGCACCACCUCCCCCUCCCCCUCCCCCUCUUCCUGGCCGAGGAGCACCCCCACCCCCGCCCCAUCCACCUGGCCGAGGAGCACCCCCACCCCCGCCCCCUCCACCUGGCCGAGGAGCACCCCCUCCUCCCCCUCUUCCCUCUGGACGAGGAGCACCACCUCCACCACCUCCUCCCCCUGGUCGAGGAGCACCCCCACCCCCACCCCCACCUCUUGCUUCACGUGCAGGUCCACCACCACCUCCGCCUCCUCCAGGUGCUCGCUCUGGACCUCCACCUCCUCCGCCCCCUCCAGGUGCACGACCAGGAGCUCCACCACCACCACCUCCUCCAGGUUCACGGACAGGAGCUCCACCACCACCGCCUCCUCCAGGAGCUCCACCUCCCCCACCCCCACCUGGAGGUGGUGGAAGAGGACCUCCACCACCUCCUGCACCUAGAGGGCAUCUUGGUGGUCCUCCUCCACCUCCACCACCAAGUGGACGUGCACCAGGUGUGCCACCUCCACCUAGAGCACCAGGUGUGCCGCCACCACCAGGAAAUAAUCCAUCCUUAGGCAGAGGACGUGGGGCUGUACGCCCUCUGGGAUCAGCUUAUGGGGCUGCUGCCUCACGUAAGUCAACAUUGAAGCCAUUACACUGGGUUAAAGUGACAAGGGCCCUUCAAGGUAGUCUGUGGGAAGAAUUGCAGCGCAACGAUGACUCACAGAGUGUUUCAGAGUUUGAUAUAUCAGAACUUGAGAGCCUUUUUCCUGCAGCUGUUCCGAAGUCCGAUGACAGCUCAAAAUCUGAACGUAGAAAAUCACUUGGAUCAAAACCAGAAAAAGUGCACCUAAUUGAGUUGAGGAGGGCGAAUAACACAGAGAUCAUGCUAACAAAAGUUAAGAUGCCACUCUCGGAUUUGGUGAGUGCAGCUCUGGCGCUUGAUCAAUCUACCUUGGAUGUUGAUCAAGUGGAGAAUCUCAUAAAGUUCUGUCCUACAAAAGAAGAAAUGGAACUUCUCAAGAAUUACACCGGAGACAAACAAAAUCUUGGGAAAUGUGAACAGUUCUUCUUAGAAUUGAUGAAAGUGCCUAGAAUGGAGUCAAAACUGCGAGUAUUCUCCUUCAAGAUCCAGUUUGGUUCACAAGUUGCUGAUCUUAGAAGAAGCUUGAAUAUCAUCGACUCUUCAUGUAAUGAGAUCCGAACUUCUCUCAAGUUGAAAGAAAUAAUGAAGAAAAUCCUUCUCCUUGGGAAUACCCUGAACCAGGGAACUGCUAGAGGUGCUGCAGUUGGCUUCCGGUUGGACAGUCUUCUAAAACUUACAGAUACCCGGGCAACAAAUAAUAAGAUGACACUAAUGCACUACCUCUGCAAGGUACUUGCUGCAAGAUCUCCACAGCUUUUAAACUUCUAUGUGGAUCUUGUUAGCUUAGAUGCUGCAUCAAAGAUACAACUAAAAAUGUUGGCUGAGGAAAUGCAAGCAGUUAGUAAAGGGCUGGAAAAAGUUCACCUUGAGUAUGAUGCUUCAGAAAGGGAUGGUCCAGUAUCUGAAAUUUUUCGUGAGAAACUGAAAGAGUUCACCGACAAUGCUGGAGCUGAUGUGCAGUCGUUAUCUUCAUUGUUUUCUGAAGUGGGUAAAAAGGCUGAUGCGUUGAUUAAGUAUUUUGGUGAGGAUCCUGUUCGCUGCCCCUUUGAACAAGUAAUCUCUACCCUCUUAACAUUUGUAACAACAUUUCGAAAAGCACAUGAGGAGAACCUGAAGCAAGCUGAGCUUGAGAAGAAAAAAGCUGAAAAAGAGGCAGAAGCAGAGAAGGCCAAGAACGCACAAUUAACUGGCAAAAAUGACUCUAAACCAUCAAAUCCAAGACGGCAAGCUAAACAAACCUUAGAGAGGACAAGGUCUGCAAGCAGACGAGGAAGAGAUGUUGGGUGAUAACCCGAAUGGUCAGUAAUUUUCUGUGCUUCUGAUCUGCUCGCGAGGCUAAUGGACGACCGCUGGGCAAGAGAAGUUUCAUGGACGGACGCUGGCAUCCGUCGGGUGCAGCGCGAUCGCAUCAAAGAAAACUCUACAGGCCACCCUUCAACGGUCUCACUGGAGAAUGCCGACGUCUGUUUUUAUCCAUGUCGGCCAUCAGGGUCCAGUGCUAACUUCUGACUGCUGUAAAGAAUUGCUAACACUGACGCUAACUCCAUUCUUUCUUUUCUUUUUUCAUGUUACUUUUCCAUUCUUUCUAACAACGGUGGCCAAGUACAGCCAUGGCUUCGAAAAACUACCGCCUGGUGCUUAGGUGGAAAAUUGUAAAAAAUAGGCAUCUGGGUGAAAAAAAGGUAUGGAGAUAAUCUAGGUGGCAAAGAGUAUCAGGAGUAAAUAUGUGAUGCAAACUCAGCCAGUAGUUUAGCUGUAAAGUUUUGUAGUGAGUGUGUAUUGCCGCCACUUUGUAUUCUAUGAUCAUGAAGCAGUGAAGGCGGCGUUUUCUUUACGAUACGUAGUCAGAUAGCCUUGUCGGCUACGUGUCGCCUGUGUACGUGUGAUAUAUGUGCUGUCAAUUGCUGUUAUGAUUCAACCUUGAUAAAAUUAGGCAUGAUUCAAA